UUUAAGUAGGCGUGGCCUUAAGCAAAGGAGGAAGAUGCCAGCAGUUUAUGUGUAAAGCCUCCCUCUCUUGACGUCUCGUCCUUUCACUCUCUCCCUACAACUGAAGCUAAAGAACAAGAUAAAGAAAAGAGCUACAGAUUGACACAAGUGUGUACUAGUCUAAUGGCUACAGCAAUGAUGAAUACCCCUCCUCAUCCUCCUAGUGGAGGGGGAAGAGGAGGGAGUGGUAGAGGGCACGGGAUCACGAUCGAUGUCUCCCCACCAUCUCCUCAUGACUACAUUCAUUCUUCUCCCCAGCCUCACUCUUCACGGGACAGAGACUACACCAGCGGAAUGAGUCCCGGCAGUGGGGACCUCCCUUCUCCCUUUUUCAAUCAUCCCCAACUUAUCGAGAGCCCCAUACCCGAAGAACCAGGAGAAGAUCAUUUCGGAGACGAUUUCACCGACUUCCCGCGCUACGACUCGCGGGAUAUUGUGUAUGAAGAACCUCAGAGACAGGCAAAGAUUGUAGGGGAAAGAUACCUAAAGGGUGACCUGUUAGGCGUUGGUGCUUAUUCUAAAGUGCGUGAGAUGCUGGACUGUGUCACACUGUGUAGGAGAGCAGUGAAGAUAAUGAAGCAAAGGAGACUAUCGAGAAUACUCAAUGGAGAAGAGAACGUCAGAAGAGAGAUAAAGAUACUUAAGAAACUCAAUCAUCGAAACGUGAUUAAACUAUUGGAUGUCUUCUCUGAUGACAACAAGCAAAAACUCUACAUCGUCUUAGAAUACUGCGUGGGAGGACUACAAGAAAUGCUCGACAAAGCACCAAGAAAUAAAUUCCCAAUCUGGCAGGCACACAAGUAUUUUGUCCAGUUGAUUGAAGGGUUGGAGUAUCUACACAGCUGUGGUAUCGUUCAUAAGGACAUUAAACCGGGCAAUCUUCUAUUAACCACUGACGACGUGGUGAAGAUAUCAGACUUUGGGGUAGCGGAGGAGUUGGAUCGGUUCAGUCAGUCCGACAGGUGCUGUAAUUUCCAAGGUAGUCCCGCCUUUCAGUCACCAGAGAUAGCAUCAGGGCAGGAUAACUGGUCGGGAUUUAAAGCUGAUAUAUGGGCAUCUGGUGUUACCUUGUAUCAUUUCACAACAGGGAAGUUUCCUUUUGAGGGUGAAUCAGUUUAUAAAUUGUUUGCGGUGAUAUCUCAAUGCACUUACACUCUACCACCUGAACUACCUCCCGUACUACAGGACCUUAUUAGAGGAAUGCUCUUGAAAGAUCCUGAUAAGAGAUUGGAUAUAGAACAAAUAAGAAGACACACUUGGUUCAUAUCGAAACACUCAAAACCAUUAAAAGAGGAGCUGGUUCGAUUCCCUCCUUACCAAGACUCAAAAGACAGAUAUCGUGGAAGCACCGUCAUACCUUACCUCGAGUCAUUCUACAACUACGAGGGAGUGGCUGGUCUGGAAGCUACUGGACGCUGGGACUCACAGGACGAGGAGGCAUUGUUUGAUACUCAGGAGAGCAGUACUGGGAUACCAUCGGCUACACAGAGUCUAGCGUCAGUCUCUCAUGAGAGGUCUCUGGAUACUAUAGCUAGUAGGAAGUCAAGAGUACACUCACAGGAGAAUGUUCUUUUUCCUACUUCUAAAAGUGUCGAUGAGUUGGGUGUAACUGCGAUUGGCCCAAUCCCCUCACCGAAACCUCCGAAAAAGAGACGCGGCUCAAAAAGACGUAUCAGCGAACAAUGUACUCAUCAAUGAAUGAUACAAUACAAUAACUAUUGUAAUAGUUUCAUACACUCAGUCACCCAUACCUCUCUUUCUCUCUCUUAUAAGAGUUAUCUUUCUCUAUUUGUAACAUAGUAUUUCUGCUAUAAUACAUAUCUCAUUCACUCUCUCUCU
Messenger RNA from Amphimedon queenslandica, 1878 nucleotides. Its product is annotated as serine/threonine-protein kinase STK11-like. Gene Ontology annotation, molecular function: protein serine/threonine kinase activity; ATP binding; protein kinase activator activity. Gene Ontology annotation, biological process: establishment of cell polarity; protein phosphorylation; regulation of cell growth. Bases 163 to 1737 code for a protein of 524 amino acids. NCBI's taxonomy places the organism in Eukaryota, Metazoa, Porifera, Demospongiae, Haplosclerida, Niphatidae. The record is from RefSeq and is a predicted model, not a curated record. Gene Ontology annotation, cellular component: kinetochore; nucleus; centrosome. The transcript has 11 exons.